AUGAUCUACAUUGCAUCCAAAAUGCGCGUAAGCUUAAUUAGGGAUUUUUUUAUGUCCGACAAUUGACAAAAAACUGACCGAAUAUCACGGCAUAUUUGUUUACCGAAACAAAUCUCCCAAAACUGUGUGGUGGUUUGGAAAGUGACCGACUAAGUCAAUGCGUAAAGAAGUAAUUGCAAUUCAAACAAGGUUAGACUGAACUACACGUGCCACGGAGUCGCACGAGUGCUGCGGCAUUUAUAGGAUGCAGUUGCUAAUCUACUGUAGGCAUAUCACAAUUGGCGGGCCUCACAUUCAUCGCAGAUGGUCGCAAUUGGUGCGAUAGUCGCCUCAUUGCCGCAUCAAUCAUCAAUUAUCCAAGACAGCUUGUGACAUUUUCUUCCCCAUCACUUUUAAGCGUCCGGAAUUGCAUUUGUGAAAAUGGCGUCCUGGGAGGUUUUACUGUAGUUGGUUGACAUUCUGACAAUCUUGAAGAUGUCCGCCAUUUGUAUAUGUAGUUCAAAGUACCCAAACGACUACCCAAACGACUCUUCUACGGAGACGUCGCGACGGGUUCUCGUCGUCAAGGAGGCCAAAUUCGCCGUUACAAAGAUACUCUUAAGUCCUCCCUGAAGCGCCUGCACAUCAACCCGACCACUUGGGAAGAGCUCGCCCGCGAUCGUCCGACAUGGAGGAGAACAGUGAAGACGGGCGCUGCCAUCUACGAAGCCAACCGCAUCGCCGCCGCCAAAGUGAAACGCGAAGUCCGCAAAUCACAACUUCGCCCAAUACGCAACGCCGCCGCACAACCUCUCCCUACGUGUCCUCGAUGUCAACGGACAUUCCGGGCACGAAUCGGACUUGUUGGACAUCUUCGAACCAACUGCACCUCUCGAACUGCUCCAGCCAUCGUCCCCGCGCCCGCCUCUUCCUCGUCCUCUCUUCCGCCAACUAACUCUGACACUCCUUCUGCACCACCACCUCCAUCCUCCUCCUUCUCCUCCACUGCCCCAGCGGUGGCCGUUCAGGCUGCCGUCUCACACAUCGCCAACCACGACACAGCAACCGCAACCACCCCACCUGCCCUCACUGCGACCGCACCUUCAUCUCUCACAACGGCCUGGUCGGUCACUUGCGAAUCCAUCGCACAGAGACUGGUGAACCAGUGCCUGGAGCACCAACCUACACCCACCGCACUCGCCUCCACUGCCCACAAUGUCCUCGCACCUUCCGGCAUCGCAUGGGCCUAUUCGGCCACAUGCGCAUCCACGAGAGCGGAAUUGACCGCAGCCUUGACACACCCACCCCGCCGAGCCCCACUCCCAAUCCAUCACCUUGUGCACCCACUAACCACUCCCCAGCCGACAUCGACGCCACCGACCUUACCACCCCUCACUCCCCCCCUUCCUCCUUCACUGCCACAACGACGGCCACUCCGGCGUCUGUAG
This is a messenger RNA of Spirometra erinaceieuropaei, 1427 nucleotides long. NCBI's taxonomy places the organism in Eukaryota, Metazoa, Platyhelminthes, Cestoda, Diphyllobothriidea, Diphyllobothriidae. The record is from the annotation of a GenBank genome assembly.